AUGAACAAGGCAAUUGUGCUAUCAAUUUUGAUUAUUGGAUCCCUAGCUAAAUCCAGUGACUUCCCUCCCUUUGAUAUUUUCCACGCUCACUGCUAAAUUUCAGCAAUCUAUGCUGGCAGAUAAUGCACUGACACCUUCACCAGAAUGAGCUCUAUUGUUCAAGGUUUUGAAGGAGAGGAUCCAGCAAAGGGAAAGUAUUCUUUGAUAGAGCAAAACAUCAAUGACUACAUUUGGGCUGAGAGAAUCUCGUCAAGCAAAUGGGUAGAUGAUGUUAUCUUCCAACUUACUCAAACUCCAGCUGGUUGCUAAGUUGUUGGAAAAGCAAGAGCUCAAUACUUCUACUUCAAAAAUGAUGGAACCACUUACUGUGAUAUCUGGAACGUAUUAAAGUACACUGAUGUCUUCUCAAACCUCUCCACUAAAUCCUGCAGAAUCGUCAAGACUAAUCCAUCUGUUAACUGCGUAGCUUAUUGA
Messenger RNA from Stylonychia lemnae, 474 nucleotides. NCBI's taxonomy places the organism in Eukaryota, Ciliophora, Spirotrichea, Sporadotrichida, Oxytrichidae. The record is from the annotation of a GenBank genome assembly.